Molecule: messenger RNA, 1092 nt
Organism: Anisakis simplex (herring worm)
Lineage: Eukaryota; Metazoa; Nematoda; Chromadorea; Rhabditida; Anisakidae
Source: the annotation of a GenBank genome assembly
AUGUCUUCAUCGUGUGGAGCGCUCAAAAUCCCAGAAAUGUUUUUGCGUGCUGCUGCGAGAAAGAAAGCAGCAUCGACCUCAAAUGAAAGCAUCGCGCAUAUCAGUCACGUUGAGGGAGCAUCUGAUUCGGUGAAUGUUGCUUCGGGUGCUGUUGAGAAUGGCGUUGAUAAAAAAGAGCGAUCAACUGACGGAUUGAAUGAUGAGACGAGAGUGACGGAUGAGAAUGAUAAGCAGAUUGCAACUGAUUUGAAUAGUAAAAUAACGACAUCAUUGAAUCACAGCGAUGAAAAUAGUUCUAGGUGGAUUGUUUCAUUGAUUAUUGGAUUCAAUGAGCAACAGAUUUCAUUGAGCAAUAUUUCAGACGUUUCUUUAUCGUUUCCAGUCGCACCAACACAGAAAGCUUCAGUUGAUCACUUGAAGAGUUUACUGACAGAUUCUGGCUGGAGACGAGCACUUGAUAUGGAACUGCGUAAAGAAUAUAUGCAUAAAAUUGUUCGAUUCCUAGAGGGUGAACGUGAGAAGGGUAUUACUGUAUAUCCACCUCGUGAGCUGAUCUUUAACGCAUUCAAUCUAACUCCGCUCUCUGAGAUUCGUGUUGUGAUUAUCGGUCAAGAUCCGUAUCAUAACGAGAAACAAGCCCAUGGCUUAUGCUUCUCGGUUGCAAAAGGAGUUCGUCCACCUCCAUCAUUGGUUAAUAUUUAUAAGGAGAUGAAAGAAGACAUUCCCAAAUUUACGAUACCUAAUCACGGAUGUCUUGAAUCUUGGGCUCGUCAAGGCGUUUUCAUGCUGAAUGCAACACUCACCGUUGAAGCUCAUAAGGCAAAUUCGCACAGUGCAAUUGGAUGGCAGAAAUUCACUGACGAAGUGAUUCGUAUUGUGUCAAGAAAUCGAAACGGUGUUGUUUUCUUGCUGUGGGGUGGAUUUGCACAUAAAAAAGAGGCACUCGUUGAUCGUAAGAAACACACUAUCAUUAAGACUGCGCAUCCAUCACCACUGAGCGCUCGUCUCUUUAUGGGAUGUCGCUGCUUUUCGAAGACCAACAACGCUCUCAUCAAACUCGGUAAACCAGCAAUUGACUGGGCGUCACUUUAA